Caenorhabditis angaria is the source of this 873-nucleotide messenger RNA. The record is from the annotation of a GenBank genome assembly. NCBI's taxonomy places the organism in Eukaryota, Metazoa, Nematoda, Chromadorea, Rhabditida, Rhabditidae.
AUGAUUUAUAUCGCAUGGUUCGAAAUUGUUUAUUCAAUUUUGGAUUUUGCCAUUGCUCCAAUCAUGUUUUCCGAUGGUUCGAUUCUAGUUGUGAUGGUUCACACAAAAUAUUCACCAAUUCCAAGUUGGAUUCUAUUAAUGUUAACCGGAUGUUAUUGUUUCUGUUUUGGAGCAUCUAUGGGAAUGUUUGCGUUACAUUUCAUAUAUCGUUAUUUUGUAUCAACAGGUUCGAAAUAUUUGAAAACUUUUAAUGGAUAUCGAAUUAUAUAUUGGAUGAUGAUACCUGUGAUUUAUGGACUUAUUUGGGGUUUUAUUUGUUAUUUUGUUUUUUCACCAUCGGAUGAAAUCAAUCGAAUGUUGAAAAAUAAACUUAUGAUAACUUUUGGUUGGGAAAUCGAAGAUAUUGUCUACCUCGGUCCUUAUUUCCAUCAACUUCAACCCGAUGGAUCAUAUGUUAUUGAUUUAACAGCAGUUGUUGGUGUUGCAGGUAACUGGAUUAUUAUAUUCUCAUCACUUUGUGCAAUUUUAUAUUUUGCAAUCAAAUGUUAUUGGAAAAUUAGUCGAUUGAUGAAAAUGAAACAAAAUAAUGAUUCGAAUAAUUUGAAAAAUCUUCAAUCACAAUUGUUUAAUGCUUUGGUUACUCAAACAGUUAUUCCGGUUAUUUUGAUGCAUUUUCCACUUACAACAAUUCUGAUAUUCGCAGUUCUCAAUAAAGAUUUGGGAACUUUGAGUGGAAUAUCAUCGAUUACAAUUGCAUUAUUUCCUGCUUUGGAUCCACUUCCAUCAAUGUUUAUUAUCAAAAAUUAUCGAACUACUAUUUUUGGAUAUUUUAAAAUCACAAAAGUUAAAAGUGCUUCCGUUCCUCUGAAUUGA